Adineta steineri is the source of this 735-nucleotide messenger RNA. The record is from the annotation of a GenBank genome assembly. NCBI's taxonomy places the organism in Eukaryota, Metazoa, Rotifera, Eurotatoria, Adinetida, Adinetidae.
AUGCCAAUCCUUGCAACAGAAUCUGUUGAAGCAUCAUCAACUGAUCUUAAACAAGAACAAUCAUCAGUUCAAAUUAAAGAUGUUAAAGAUGAUUCCGAUGAAUCUUCAUCUGAAGAAUCUGGAAAUGAAGGUGAAAAAGAUGAUGAAGCAAAACAAUCUCAUCCAUUAGCUGAAGCAGCUGGAAUUGAUGAAGAAUUACAAUCAAAACAAAAACAAACUCGAUCAGAAAAGAAAGCUCGUAAAGCUAUGGCUAAACUUGGUUUACGUCCAAUUCCAGGAAUUCUUCGUGUAACAAUUCGUAAAUCAAAAAAUAUUUUAUUUGUUAUACAAAAACCUGAUGUUUAUAAAAGUCCAGCAUCAGAUACUUAUAUUGUUUUUGGUGAAGCCAAAAUUGAAGAUCUUUCUCAAAGAGCACAAAUUGCUGCUGCUAAUCAAUUUAAAACUCUUGGACAAAAUCAAGCAGGAGCUAAUGCCAAUUCUAAUGAUCAAACAUCAAAUCAAAAUAAUAAUGACAAAUCACAAACAGACAAAACUUCUAAUAUUCAAUCUAAUAAUAAAACAGAAACUAUUCAAGAAGAAGAUGAUGAAGAUGAACAGGUUGAUUCACAAGGUAUUGAAGAAAAUGAUAUUCAAUUAGUUAUGUCUCAAUCGAAAACAACACGUUCAAAAGCUAUUAAAGCUUUAAGAAAAUGCAACAAUGAUAUUGUUAAUGCCAUUAUGGAAUUGGCUGAAUGA